This is a messenger RNA of Saccoglossus kowalevskii, 1485 nucleotides long. RefSeq names its product GATA zinc finger domain-containing protein 14-like. The record is from RefSeq and is a predicted model, not a curated record. Lineage: Eukaryota; Metazoa; Hemichordata; Enteropneusta; Harrimaniidae.
AUGGAGAAUAAUUACGUCAGUGCCAUUGAGAAUAAUUACAUGAAUGCCAUUGAGAAUAAUAACAUCAAUGCCAUUGAGAAUAAUUACGUCAAUGUCAUUGAGAAUAAUUACGUCAAUGUCAAUGAGAAUAAUUAUGUCAAUGCCAUUGAGAAUAAUUACAUCAAUGCCAUUGAGAAUAAUUACGUCAAUAAUAAUGACGUUAAUGUCAAUGGGAAUAAUUACGUCAAUGUCAAUGGGAAUAAUUACGUCAAUGCCAUUGAGAAUAAUUACAUCAAUGUCAUUGAGAAUAAUUACAUCAAUGCCAUUGAGAAUAAUUACGUCAAUGUCAAUGGGAAUAAUUACGCCAAUGCCAUUAAGAAUAAUUACGUCAAUGCCAUUGAGAAUAAUUACGUUAAUGCCAAUGAGAAUAAUCACAUCAAUGUCAUUGAGAAUAAUUACGUAAAUGCCAUUGAGAAUAACUACGUCAAUGUCAUUGGCAAUAACUAUGCCAAUGCCAUUGAGAAUAAUUACGUCAAUGCCGUUGAGAAUAAUUACGUCAAUGCCAUUGAGAAUAAUUACGUCCAUGCCAUUGAGAAUAAUUACGUCAAUGUCAUUGAGAACAAUUACGUCGAUGUCAAUGAGAAUAAUUACGACAAUGUCAUUGAGAAUCAUUACGUCAAUGCCAUUGAGAAUAAUUACGUCAAUGUCAAAGGUAAUAAUUACGUCAAUAAUAAUUACGUCAAUGCCAUUGAGAAUAAUUACAUCAAUGCCAUUGAGAAUAAUUACGUCAAUGUCAUUGAGAAUAAUUACGUCAAUGUCACUGAGAAUAAUUACGUCAAUGCCAUUGAGAAUAAUUACAUCAAUGCCAUUGAGAAUAAUUACGUCAAUGGCAUUGAGAAUAAUUACGUCAAUGUCAAUGGGAAUAAUUACAUCAAUGUCAUUGAGAAUAAUUACGUCAAUGCCAUUGAGAAUAAUUACGUCAAUGUCAUAGAGAAUAAUUACGUCAAUGUCAGUGAGAAUAAUUACGUGAAUGUCAUUGAGAAUAAUUACAUCAAUGCCAUUGAGAAUAAAAACGUCAAUGUCAAUCGGAAUAAUUACGCCAAUGCCAUUGAGCAUAGUUACGUCAAUGCCAUUGAGAAUAAUUACGUCAAUGUCAAUGGGAAUAAUUACAUCAAUGUCAUUGAGAAUAAUUACGUCAAUGCCAUUGAGAAUAAUUACGUCAAUGUCAUUGAGAAUAAUUACGUCAAUGUCAAUGAGAAUAAUUACGAGAAUGUCAUUGAGAAUAAUUACAUCAAUGCCAUUGAGAAUAAUAACGACAAUGUCAAUCGGAAUAAUUACGCCAAUGCCAUUGAGCAUAGUUACGUCAAUGCCAUUGAGAAUAAUUACGUCAAUGUCAAUGGGAAUAAUUACAUCAAUGUCAUUGAGAAUAAUUACGUCAAUGCCAUUCAGAAUAAUGACGUUAAUGUCAAUGGGAAUAAUUACGUCAAUGUCAAUGGGAAUAAUUAA